AUGGAUACAUUAUUUAAUUCCACUAAAAAAAACCCUAGGGGUAUUCCAGAGGCUCCAUUUGUGGAAAAAGUGGAAGAUUUCAUCAAAGAUCCAAAUGAUUUCGAAUUAGUUUUUGGUAAAUUCCAGGAAAGAUUAUCUAAGUACAAAUUCAUGCAAGAAUCAAAAUUAUCAAAUAUUGAACAGUUGAAAUUGCGUAUUCCUGAUAUUGAAAACACUUUGAAAAUUUGUGAAAAUUUACACAACAAAGUACGAGAUGGUGAAGAUGACGAAAUAGAGACAAAUUAUCAAUUAAAUGAUACGUUGUUCACUAAAGCUGCCAUCAAAUUAGAUGAUGAAUUGAAAGUCGGUUUAUGGCUUGGUGCUGAUGUUAUGCUAGAAUAUCCUGUUGAUGAAGCCAUUGUACUAUUGCAUGAUAAAUUGGAAGCAGCAAAGGGUAAUUUGGAUGUUUCCACUGAAGACGUCGAAUUCUUGAGAGAAAACAUCACUACUAUGGAGGUCAAUUGUGCCAGAUUGUAUAACUGGGACGUGGAAAGGAGACAAGCAUUGAAAAAAGCUGAAGAAGGCACUAAGAACUUGAAAAUCUAG
Molecule: messenger RNA, 585 nt
Organism: Kazachstania africana CBS 2517
Lineage: Eukaryota; Fungi; Ascomycota; Saccharomycetes; Saccharomycetales; Saccharomycetaceae
Gene: PAC10
Product: tubulin-binding prefolding complex subunit PAC10
Exons: 1
Coding region: 1-585 (194 amino acids)
Biological process (GO): microtubule-based process; protein folding; tubulin complex assembly
Cellular component (GO): cytoplasm; prefoldin complex
Molecular function (GO): tubulin binding
Source: RefSeq, a predicted model, not a curated record